GAUAAAUACGAGAAUCCAUGAAGGACGAGCGUGGACCGUGCCGUUAGAAAGGCGCAUCAUCAUCAUCAUCAUCAUCAGCUUUGUUUAUGUGAGGGCCACGUUUUGAAGGCGGAAGAGGAAGCUACUGGCUCUCCGGGAUAGCACAAGCCAGGAUGAACAAACAACAGCUGGCACGGCUUCAGGAGCAAGUUCGCAUUGGCGGCAAGGGCAGCGCGCGCCGGAAGAAGAAGGUUGUUCACCGCUCCGCUGCUACCGAUGACAAGAAGCUGCAGAGCUCCCUUAAGAGGCUGGCGGCCAACACUAUCCCUGGCAUAGAGGAGGUCAACAUGAUUAAGGAGGAUGGCUCGGUGAUCCACUUCAACAGCCCCAAGGUUCAGGCGUCCCCCAGCGCCAACACCUUCGCUGUGUCGGGCCGGGCCGAGGACAAACAGAUGGCUGAGAUGCUGCCGGGGAUCAUCAACCAGCUUGGCGUCGACGGUCUACACCAUCUGAAACGCCUGGCAGCCUCCCUCACAGCUGGCGGUGCUUCAGCUGGAGGAGUAGAUGAUGGCGAUGAUGUUCCCACUCUGGUUGAGAACUUUGAGGCUGCCAGCAUGUCAGACACGGGCCAGCUCUGAGUGUAGGUGGGUGGGUGUUUUGGAGCACUGGGCUGUGAGGGGCAGGUGUGUGUUGGGGACAGGUGUGUGAGGCUUGGGAGGGAUUCUGUGGCGACCUUUUCAGUUAAGAAGUUACCUUUGUGAAUACCCCCAAGAUAUCCAUUGCAGCAAAGGGAUUCUGUGGCGACCUUUUCAGUUAAGAAGUUACCUUUGUGAAUACCCUCAAGAUUUCCAUUGCAGCAAAGGGAUUCUGUGGCGACCUUUUCAGUUAAGAAGUUACCUUUGUGAAUACCCUCAAGAUUUCCAUUGCAGCAAAGGGAUUCUGUGGCGACCUUUUCAGUUUAGAAGUUACCUUUGUGAAUACCCUCAAGAUAUCCAUUGCAGCAAAAUAUUUAGCAGAUAUAUGAAGGCGUCCCCCACCUGUCGGGCGGGCGAGUUACAUUCUUGGAGAAGCAAUUAUGGAAGCAAACACUCAUAUAGCAAAGUUGAGGAUUGAUGGGAUUAAAUCAGAUGUAUUUCCAGAAUUGUACAUUAAUUGACGUAUGGUACUUCUACGACAAGCUGGUGGGUGGGAGGUGGCGGCUUGGGGGUCAGGCAAGGUCAGAACCACCCAGCACCUUGCCACACACUCUCAACACCUCCCCCUUCCUGUUAUCUGUCAGCUAUUCACUACCUUGAAAUGAAUUUAUUUAGAUCAUUGAAUAAUCGUAAAAGGUUAUACAGCUUGUUUCGUUUUUCGGAUAAUAACAAACUUAAUAACUUGACAGCAUUGGAAUACAGUCAACCGUCAAAUAGUACGGUUUCCAAGAGUUCUGGUUUUAUGUGGAUUUUCUAAGAAGAUUUUUUAGGAGUUUUAAAUUUCCUGCUUGUCGGGAAAUUUAAAAAUCCUAAAAAAAUCAUCUUAGAAAAUCCACAUAAAAACAAAAUCGAACUAUUGGAAACUGUACUAUUUGAGGGUCGACUGUAGCUUAACUAUAGAACCUGUACUAGGGAGCAUAGACCAUGUGUUGUGAGCUGCUUUGUGUGUUCCAGUCAGUGCCGUGGAGCCUGAACACACCGCCCAAACCUUCCCACAAACACACUAUCGGAAACUGUACUAUUUGAGGGUCGACUGUAGAUUGACUAUAGAACCCCUGAUAGGAAGCAUAGACCAUGUGUUGUGACCUGCCUUGUGUGUUCCAGUCAGUGCCGUGGAGCCUGAACACACCGCCCAAACCUUCCCACAAACAAACUCAUGAAUUAGUAUUAAUAAAGAUGCAAGGAAAAAUG
Molecule: messenger RNA, 1865 nt
Organism: Eriocheir sinensis (Chinese mitten crab)
Lineage: Eukaryota; Metazoa; Arthropoda; Malacostraca; Decapoda; Varunidae
Product: transcription factor BTF3 homolog 4-like
Exons: 4
Coding region: 153-617 (154 amino acids)
Cellular component (GO): cytosol; nascent polypeptide-associated complex
Source: RefSeq, a predicted model, not a curated record